UGCGAGUGCGACGAGGAUACCGAAACCUAUACUGUUUGAUUGUUUAAAAACAGUAAAACAAUGGAUAACAACAACGAUAUCGAUAAAAUGUUCGAUCAAUUAACCAACGAAAUCUAUUGCGAGUUGGACGAUUUGCGAAGUUACGUGAACAGUAGACCUCAAAGUUACGUGAACGACUCCGGAAUGGACAGGGAGUGGAAGGAGUACUGGGCAAACGAAACGUCAAUAGCGAGCGCGAGGGCGUCGGUUAUGAUCUACGAUGACGUCAACAAGAAAUGGGUACCGUCGGGUACCUCCUCGGGCCUCUCCAAGGUCCACAUCUACCAGCACCAGAUCCACCAGACCUUCAGGGUCGUGGGCAGGAAACUGCAGGACCACGAGGUCGUGAUCAAUUGCGCGAUCUUAAAGGGACUGAAGUACAACCAGGCGACCGCGACCUUCCACCAAUGGAGGGACAACAAACAAGUCUACGGUUUGAAUUUUAGCUCCAAAGAUGACGCGGACUGUUUCGCCCGCGCCAUGUUUCACUCCUUGGAGGUGCUAAGCAACAUCGUGCGUCAACCGGGACCUCCACCCUCGCAAUACGCCCCUCCCUCCUCCAUCCAGCAGCAGCAGCAGCAACAAUCGCCCCAACCCCAGCAACAGCAGCAACAACAACAACAGCCGCCUCCGGUACCCGCACACCAAAACCAAAUGCCGCCCCAACAGCCUCCGCAACCGCCCGUACCCCCGCACGGAAUCCCGCCGCAGCACUCGAUGGUCCAGAUGGGCGGCCAUCAGCAGUACGACGAGGACAUGGGCUACCGGACCAUGACCAGGGAGGACGUGGCCAUGAUCCAGGAGCGACGGAUAUCGGCCGCCCUUUUGUCGCCCCAGCCCACCUCGCCGAUGACGCCCCAGCAGAGUAACGUGCCCGCGCCGCCCGCCAUGCCCGGCAUGAUGAUGAUGGCGGCGGCGGCCGUCGCCCACAGUCCCGUAUCGCCGCCCCAAACCGGACACACAAGAACCGUAAGCGCGCCGCCCGCACCUCCGCCGCCCCCGGGACCUCCCGCUCCCCCUACUCCCGCUCCGGUGGCGGGUCCGCCGCCCCCGCCGCCGCCCCCGAUGAUGUCCCGUAGUCAGAGCAGCGACGGUGGCGAGGCGAACUCUUUGGCCGCCCAGUUACAAAAUGCGAAAUUGAAACGGAACAAGACGAAUACCACACAACCGACUGAAAAUAGCGGCUCGUCCACCAGCAGCGGAGGCAGCAGCAAUUAUGGUACUUUGGGCAGAGGCGGCGGUAACAGUAUGGCCUCGAUGAUGGACGAGAUGGCCAAGACGUUGGCCAGGAGAAGGGCGGCCGUCGAGAAGAAGGUACCAGACAAGGACGAGGAAGACAAAAAGGCGGCAAUGUGGGAAAAGACGCACACCCUACCGAGUAACACUUCAAAAUUCAGCGGUUCCGAUUCACCGAAGGCUGCCCGGAAACGGUUCGGUUCCGCAUCCGAGGAAACCAUUUUGAAAGUGAACGGCUUAACGGAAGUAGCGAUGUCCAUUGGUCCGACGGAGAUGGAGAGCCUGAAGAACGAGAUAGUCAAGGAGGUGAAGAAGGAAAUCGCGAAAAUGAAGCAGGAUAUUUUAGAUGCAAUCAAAACAGAACUGAAUAGAAGGUAAUCGACUUACCCUAACCCGCAGACUUACCCGUUUUUUUUUUGUAUAGUUUUUACAAUAACUAUUAUCGUAUAAGUAUUAACAUUCUCGAAGCGUUCAUGUGUAUGUUAAUCCAUCUCAUAAUGUAAAGUAUAAACGAGUAAUUUUAA
Messenger RNA from Anthonomus grandis grandis, 1799 nucleotides. It is a transcript of the gene ena, whose product is annotated as protein enabled. The record is from RefSeq and is a predicted model, not a curated record. Gene Ontology annotation, molecular function: SH3 domain binding. Lineage: Eukaryota; Metazoa; Arthropoda; Insecta; Coleoptera; Curculionidae. The transcript is spliced from 7 exons. Bases 61 to 1653 code for a protein of 530 amino acids.